This is a messenger RNA of Coregonus sp. 'balchen', 7186 nucleotides long. The record is from the annotation of a GenBank genome assembly. Lineage: Eukaryota; Metazoa; Chordata; Actinopteri; Salmoniformes; Salmonidae.
GCUGUGGUAACUAGUGGAAACCGUACUACUUCCGCAAAAAUCCUUGCGACACCCUGUCAUAUUCAAACAUGGCUUCGUCUAGGUUAGAAAUAAAUUUUAUCCGAUUAUUGUCCCGCUGCGAAUCUAUAGCUUCGGAGAAGCGAGUGGAAACGGAAUGGAGGUUGGAAAAGGUAAAACAUGUAGACGGUGUAGUCGUUGACCAAUGCAACUUUCCUUAAACGCAGUCAAUGAGAAAUGAAUGUCCUGUCAAAUGAUGUUGACAGUGUCUGCUAACGUCAGCUAGCGACGCUAGUAGCGUUACGUUAGCUUGUCAAUGGGGUAGCAUACUAGAUAGCCACGUCGUCAGCAACUAGGAACGAGCAAGUUGGCUAACUAUACUGCAAUGACACCCAGUUACUGACUGUAUUGUAUUUUCUAGCAAAUCAAUAACUAAUAGUAGUAGUUAGCUAACUGUAUUAGCUAAUGCAAGCACACAUGAUUACUAUUUUAUACCAGGUAUAUUAUAAGAUUAGCUCGAAUCUAAAUACAUGUCAAUGAAUCUUGCGAAAGAUGUAUGUAGUUAGCCAUGAUCAUCUUAUCACAACUAGGUUUUGUUGGCUAGCUAACGUUAGCUAAUUUGAAAAGGUUAUGUAGCUUACUAGUUAUUAGCUACAUUAUUUAUUUUCACAGGGGAGUAUCUGAUUGUGUUCGCUGGAAGAUGACAUUCAGGCCUUUUCAAUCAGUCAUAUCUGUUUUGAUGGCAACUAGCUAACGUUAGUUAACAGACCCCCCCCCCAGAAAAGCCAAACUAACGUUACAGCUAACAGCCAACACACCCCCCCUCAGAAAAGCAUAAUUAGCUAACAUUACAGCUAACAGACAACACCCCCCCCCCCGAAAAGCAUAAUUAGCUAACGUUACAGCUGACAACCCCCCCCUCAGAAAAGCAUAAUUAGCUAACGUUACAGCUGACAACCCCCCCUCUCAGAAAAGCAUAACUAGCUAACAUUACAGCUAACAGAGAACCCCCCUCUCAGAAAAGCAUAACUAGCUAACAGACACCCUCCCCUCAGAAAAGCAUAAUUAGCUAACGUUACAGCUGACAACCCCCCCCUCAGAAAAGCAUAACUAGCUAACAUUACAGCUAACAGAGAACCCCCCCUCAGAAAACAUAACUAGCUAACAGACACCCCCCUCAGAAAAGCAUAAUUACUAACGUUACAGCUGACAACCCCCCCUCAGAAAAGCAUAAUUAGCUAACGUUACAGCUGACAACCCCCCCUCUCAGAAAAGCAUAACUAGCUAACAUACAGCUAACAGAGAACCCCCCUCUCAGAAAAGCUAACUAGCUAACAGACACCCUCCCCUCAGCAAAGCAUAACUAGCGAACAUUACAGUCAGCUAAACGAGCAACACGCCCCAGAGAACCGUAACAUAGUAACAGACACCCUCCCCUCAGAAAAGCCUAACUAGCUAACAUUACAGCUAACAUACAACACGCCCCACCUCAGAAAAGCUUAAAUAGCUAAUGUUACAGCUAACAGACAACCCCCCCCCCAAUCCCCGAAGAGGCUGCCUUUGUCAUCAUUUGCAAAAAUAUUUCAGUUGUAGGCAUGCCUACUAGUUGUUGUUUUCUGCAUAGCUGCUCAAACUGUGUUCCCAUGCUUUUAUGAAACUUGGAAAUUGUCUUGUCUCUAAAUGCCAUACCUAUUAUAACUCUACCAAACUACAAGUCUUGACUUUUGCUCUUUCUCUUCUAGUAUGUUGGUGCUCUUGAAGAGAUGUUGGUGGCUUUGAGGAAGAGUCCAAGGUAUAGCUAAGCUGAGACAUUUUACCUAAUGAGUGUCAAAGUUUAAACGUAUUAAUGUAAACGGUUUACUUUUAUUGUCUAACAGUACAAUAUUGUAGUUGUCACAAUACAACACAACCUUAGGUUUUUGUGAGCAAUGUAAAAUAGUUAAAACAAGGCAAUGCCAGACUUGGAAUUUACCAUACUAACCUCCUCUCUCGCAACUAAAUCUCACAUGUAUUUAUUGUUUCUGAUUUUAUAUAAAGGUGGACACUUUAACCUCAAUCAAGCCAUCAGAUAAAUAUCUGCAUUAUCAUUAUAGCAGUUUAUGAUUUAAAAACAUCCUAUUAUUGAUAGGUUUAUACUUGAAGGGAGCUGCAUUUAAAUUAGUGCAUUCGGAAAGUAUUCAGACCCCUUUACUUUUUCCACAUUUUGUUACGUUACAGCCUUAUUCUAAAAUUGAUUAAAUAUUUUUUUCCCCUCCUCAAUCUACACACAAUACCCCAUAAUGACAAAGUAAAAACAGGUUUUUAGAAUUUUUAGGAAAUUUCUUAAAAAUAAAAAACAACAUUUACAUAAGUAUUCAGACCCUUUAUUCAGUACUUAGUUGAAGCACCUUUGGCAGCGUUUACAGUCUCGAGGCUUCUUGGGUAUGACGCUACAAGCUUGGCACACCUGUAUUUGGGGAGUUUCUCCCAUUCUUCUCUGCAGAUCCUCUCAAGCUCUGUCAGGUUGGAUGGGGAGCGUCGCUGCACAUCUAUUUUCAGGUCUCUCCAGAGAUGUUCGAUCGUGUUCAAGUCCGGGCUCUGGCUGGGCCACUCAGGGACAUUCAGAGACUUGUCCCGAAGCCACUCCUGGGUUGUCUUGGCUGUGUGCUUAGGGUCGUUGUCCUGUUGGAAGAUUAACUUUCACCCCAGUCUGAGAACCUGCUCCAGAGCGCUCAGGACUUCAUCAAGGAUCUCUCUGUACUUUGCGCCGUUCAUCUUUCCCUUGAUCCUGACUAGUCUCCCAGUCCCUGCCGCUGAAAACAUCCUGAUGCUGCCACCACCAAGCUUCACCGUAGGGAUGGUGCCAGGUUCCCUCCAGACAUGACACUUGGCAUUCAGGCCAAAGAGUUCAAUCUUGGUUUCAUCAGACCAGAGAGUCUUGUUUCUCAUGGUCUGAAAGUCCUUUAGGUGCCUUUUGGCAAACUCCAAGCGGGCUGUUAUGUGCCUUUUACUGAGAAGUGGCUUCCGUUUGGCCACUCUACCAUAAAGGCCUGAUUAGUGGAGUGUUGCAGAGAUGGUUGUCCUUCUGGAAGGUUCUCCCAUCUCCACAGAGGAGCUAUGUCAGAGUGACCAUCGGGUUCCUGGUCACCUCCCUGACCAAGGCCCUUCUCCCCUGAUUGCUCAGUUUGGCCGGGGGCCAGCUCUAGGAAGAGUCUUGGUAGUUGCAAACUUCUUCCAUUUAAGAAUGAUGGAGGCCACUGUGUUCUUGGGGACCUUCAAUGCUGCAGACAUUUUAGGUACCCUUCCCCAGAUCUGUGCCUCGACACAAUCCUGUCUCGGAGCUCUACGGACAAUUCCUUCGACCUCAUCUCUUGGUUUUUGCUCUGACAUGCGCUGUCAACUGUGGGACCUUAUAUAGACAGGUUUGUGCCUUUCCAAAUGCCAAAUGCCAAAUCAUGUCCAAUCAAUAUAAUUUAUCACAGGUGGACUCCAAUCAAGUUGUAGUAAACAUCUCAAGGAUGAUCAAUGGAAACAGGAUGCACCUGAGCUCAAUUUCGAGUCUCAUAGCAAAGGGUCUGAAUACUUAUGUAAAUAAGGUAUUUCUGUUUUUAUUUUUAAUACAUUUGCCAUCAUUUCUCAACCUGUUUUUGCUUUGUCAUUAUGGGGUAUUGUGUGUAGAUUGAGGGGAAAAAAAACAAAUGAAUCAAUUUUAGAAUAAGUUAGGUAACAAAAUGUGGAAAAAGUCAAGGUCUGAAUACUUUCCGAAUGCAUUGUAUUAGCCUAAUUUAUGUCCUCCAUGGCAAUCGUUGUUUUAAAUAUUCAUUCUUUAUUUUCCAUAUCUCCCUUCAGCAAACCCACAGUAGAGGUGAUGACAGACUACACACGAAAGGUUGACUUCUUGAAAGGACUUCUAGAAGCAGAGAAACUGGUUAGUAUAAUACGCUCAAGGAUUUCAUUCUGAUCCGUAGCUAAAACAACGGAUUAAAUUCUGUUUGAAUCCAUUAACAUUACAUUAUACAUGUGUUUUCUUCUCACCAAAGUGUGUUUGAUGUUUUCUUCACUUGAACUAAUUAUACGCUGCCUAUCCUAUGUUGUUGUAUAUAGUCGGGGACAGAGAAAGCCCUGGCCAAUCAAUUCCUAGCUCCUGGUCGCACCCCCACCAUAGCCAAUGAGAGGAUGCCAGCCAGUAAGACAGUCCACAUGCAGACCAAAGCCCGGUGCACAGGGGAGAUGAGGAACGAGCUGUUAGGCACUGUAAGAUCAUCUCACAACCUCAUACUGUCUAUCACUGUUGGAUGGGUCUCAAUAGUCUGGGUUUUUUACUUUGGAGAAUUUUACAGUUUGUUUGAUAGACAUGAUUUGUCAUCUUUAUGAAGUGCUAUUUCUGCUAAUUGUUUUCUUGCAUUUCUGUUUCUUUAUAGGGUCUGUCGAACAAAGGUAAACACUUUAAUUUUGGGAUAUAUUCAAAUGUACAAUAUGAGCAUCAUUUUAAAGUGGAAUAGUUCUUAAUUAUGUUAUCUGUAAUUAAACAGGAAACUCGGAAACAGACUUGCGAAACAGAAGGUAACAUUAAAACCCAAUUUCCUCUCUCUCUGCUCUCAAAUGUGAAACCGGACUUACCAAAUGUAUGAUUUCACAUUUGUCUGUUUUUUAUACCCACAAUCAAAUCAAUCAAUGAAACCAAUCCGUCCCGUUCCGCAGGGGUUUGGCGCUGGAUGAAAGGCAGUCAGCAGCCGAGUUGGAUGCAGUGCUCCAGCACCACCACAACCUACAGGAGAAGCUGGCUGAAGACAUGCUGAACCUGGCCCGCAACCUGAAGAACAACACGCUGGUGGCCCAGAACAUUAUCAAACAGGACAAUCAGGUGUGGAGAAGACUAGCUCUGCUGAAUUACCAUUCCACCCCUAGCCUCGUUCUCAGGUCAGACGGCACCAAGAGUCCCUCUGCGCUUGUCGAGUUAGUAGAAUGAUGCCGUCUUUGAUGGAAGGAAGGCAAUGCCUCGCCCUAGUGGCUAACUCUUUAACCUCUAUGCACUCCUGUAGAGCUCAAAGGAUUGGACAGGUGUAUCCAAUAUGGUGAGAAUUUCACCAAGCUUAUCAGACUACAAAGUUGGAGCUAUUUCCAUAUUACUUAUAUUUAUGUGAUCCUUGGAAUUCAGCAGAAUCUUAUAUUCUGGGUGACAGAAAAGUGUUUUGGUGUCCAUCCAGAAGGUGGCGGUAUUACAUAAGUAACAUUCCAGAACUAAAGCGCUUGAACAACAUAUGGACAUGUGAUUUAACAGCUGCUGCUAUGAGGCCUGGAAUUCCCCUAGUCUAGAUGGAGGGAGGGUUCAUUUCCAGGGUCAAUCCAUUUUUGGACAAAAAUAUGGGCAGUAAAGUCUCUUUUUGAAAAGUGCUUUAAAAUGCAAGUGUUGGCGACAGCCCUUAAGGUUUAACAGAAGAAGUGUUGUUGUCUUGUCUAUGUUGACCCUGACCCAGGCUAUGCAUCAGCCACAGCAGAAAUAUUCAUAGUAUCCUGUCUCUCUCUCAGACCCAAAUCCGGUCUAUGAGACAGCCACAGCUAAGGUUCUGAUCUGAUACAGUGAGGGGAAAAAAGUAUUUGAUCACCUGCUGAUUUUGUACGUUUGCCCACUGACAAAGAAAUGAUCAGUCUAUCAUUUUAAUGGUAGGUUUAUUUGAACAGUGAGAGACAGUAUAACAACAACAAAAUCCAGAAAAACGCAUGUCAAAAAUGUUAUGAAUUGAUUUGCAUUUUAAUGAGGGAAAUAAGUAUUUGACCCCUCUGCAAAACAUGACUUAGUACUUGGUGGCAAAACCCUUGUUGGCAAUCACAGAGGUCAGACGUUUCUUGUAGUUGGCCACCAGGUUUGCACACAUCUCAGGAGGGAUUUUGUUCCACUCCUCUUUGCAGAUCUCGAGGUUUCGAGCCUGACGUUUGGCAACUCGAACCUUCAGCUCCCUCCACAGAUUUUCUAUGGGAUUAAGGUCUGGAGACUAGCUAGGCCACUCCAGGACCUUAAUGUGCUUCUUCUUGAGCCACUCCUUUGUUGCCUUGGCCGUGUGUUUUGGGUCAUUGUCAUGCUGGAAUACCCAUCCACGACCCAUUUUCAAUGCCCUGGCUGAGGGAAGGAGGUUCUCACCCAAGAUUUGACGGUACAUGGCCCCGUCCAUCGUCCCUUUGAUGCGGUGAAGUUGUCCUGUCCCCUUAGCAGAAAAACACCCCCCAAAGCAUAAUGUUUCCACCUCCAUGUUUGACGGUGGGGAUGGUGUUCUUGGGGUCAUAGGCAGCAUUCCUCCUCCUCCAAACACGGCGAGUUGUGUUGAUGCCAAAGAGCUCGAUUUUGGUCUCAUCUGACCACAACACUUUCACCCAGUUCUCCUCUGAAUCAUUCAGAUGUUCAUUGGCAAACUUCAGACGGGGCUGUAAAUGUGCUUUCUUGAGCAGGGGGACCUUGCGGGCGCUGCAGGAUUUCAGUCCUUCACGGCGUAGUGUGUUACCAAUUGUUUUCUUGGUGACUAUGGUCCCAGCUGCCUUGAGAUCAUUGACAAGAUCCUCCCGUGUAGUUCUGGGCUGAUUCCUCACCGUUCUCAUGAUCAUUGCAACUCCACGAGGUGAGAUCCUGCAUGGAGCCCCAGGCCGAGGGAGAUUGACAGUUAUUUUGUGUUUCUUCCAUUUGUGAAUAAUCGCACCAACUGUUGUCACCUUCUCACCAAGCUGCUUGGCGAUGGUCUUGUAGCCCAUUCCAGCCUUGUGUAGGUCUACAAUCUUGUCCCUGACAUCCUUGGAGAGCUCUUUGGUCUUGGCCAUGGUGGAGAGUUUGGAAUCUGAUUGAUUGAUUGCUUCUGUGGACAGGUGUCUUUUAUACUGGUAACAAGCUGAGAUUAGGAGCACUCCCUUUAAGAGUGUGCUCCUAAUCUCUGAUCAUGUCUUUGUCAGUGGGCAAACGUACAAAAUCAGCAGGGGAUCAAAUACUUUUUUCCCCUCACUGUAGUUAUCUCAUCUGUAACUCUCUUCUCUCUCUCUCACUCAGACCCUGACCCAGUCUAUGCGGCAGGCAGACACCAACUUCGAGAAGCUGAAGGUUGAGUCGGAGCGUUUGGAGCAGCACACCAAGAAGUCCGUUAACUGGUCCCUGUGGCUGAUGCUCAUCCUAGUCUCCUUCACCUUCAUCAGUAUGAUCCUCUUCAUCAGGAUCUUCCCCAAGCUCAGA